Messenger RNA from Lindgomyces ingoldianus, 684 nucleotides. RefSeq names its product SRF-TF-domain-containing protein. Gene Ontology annotation, molecular function: protein dimerization activity; DNA-binding transcription factor activity, RNA polymerase II-specific; RNA polymerase II cis-regulatory region sequence-specific DNA binding. NCBI's taxonomy places the organism in Eukaryota, Fungi, Ascomycota, Dothideomycetes, Pleosporales, Lindgomycetaceae. Bases 1 to 684 code for a protein of 227 amino acids. The record is from RefSeq and is a predicted model, not a curated record. The transcript is spliced from 3 exons. Gene Ontology annotation, biological process: positive regulation of transcription by RNA polymerase II.
AUGGCCUCAGAAAUCACCGACCACGAUCAGAACGCGUCGCCUACUGUCCACGACGAGGGCAAUGGCAACAAUGGCGCACUUGUCGCAGGCGAUGUCAACCGCGGUACUAAGCGCCCGCGCCCGGCCGCAGACGACGACGAUGACGACGAUGACAAGCCCGGCCGCGAGCGCAGGAAGAUCGAGAUCAAGUUCAUCCAGGACAAGUCGCGCCGGCACAUCACCUUCUCGAAGCGCAAGGCCGGCAUCAUGAAGAAGGCCUACGAAUUAUCCGUCCUCACCGGUACCCAGGUUCUGUUGCUUGUUGUCUCUGAGACCGGUCUGGUCUACACCUUCACCACCCCAAAGCUCCAGCCGCUCGUCACGAAACCCGAAGGCAAAAACCUCAUCCAGGCCUGCUUGAACGCGCCCGAGCCCGCAUCUGGCGACGCCAACGGUGUCGACGGCGACAAUCCCGUCGACUCCCCAGAAGACAGCCAUCCCCAGGUCCCGACCGGCCGCCCUGGCGCCAUGCCACAAAACACUGGCAUGCCGCCAGCAUACAUGACCCCAGAGGCUGCACUCCACUACCAGUCAUACCUUCAGCAACAACAGCAGCAGUCAAAUCAGUACCCCGGAAUGCCACCGCAGGGAGGCAUGGCCCGCCACCCAGGCCAUCAAUACCCUCAAGAUCAAAAACUCAGCUAA